Molecule: messenger RNA, 2392 nt
Organism: Centropristis striata (black sea bass)
Lineage: Eukaryota; Metazoa; Chordata; Actinopteri; Perciformes; Serranidae
Gene: nifk
Product: nucleolar protein interacting with the FHA domain of MKI67
Exons: 6
Coding region: 111-947 (278 amino acids)
Biological process (GO): maturation of LSU-rRNA from tricistronic rRNA transcript (SSU-rRNA, 5.8S rRNA, LSU-rRNA)
Cellular component (GO): nucleolus
Molecular function (GO): RNA binding
Source: RefSeq, a predicted model, not a curated record
ACUUCGUUAGUCGCCACCACCACAUGGACAUCCGGACGAGGAGAGCAACGUGGUUUGUAGUACUGACUGACGGUGUUGUUUCACAUGUCUCGUGUCAUUAAUUCAUCGAAAUGAGUGAAUGUAAAGAAGUAACGGCUCCUAAAGCGGCCAAAGAGUUGCUGGCGUUGAACCCCAAAGAAGAGUCUGAGUUCAAGAAGAAAGUGCAGGAGGCGAAGAAGAACAAAUCUGCCAAGGGGGGGCAUUUGGCUCCUGGAGUGAUCUAUGUCUGUCACCUUCCACUCGGGUUGUUUGAACCUCAACUUAAAACUUACUUCGAACAGUUUGGGAAAGUCCUGAGGCUGCGGCUGUCCAGGAGUAAAAAGACAGGUGGAAGCAAAGGCUAUGCAUUUGUCGAGUUUGAAUGUGAUGAAGUAGCCAGGAUUGUUGCAGAGACAAUGAACAAUUACCUGAUGGGAGAGAGACUCCUCAAAUGUCAUGUGAUUCCUCCUGAAAAAGUGCACGAGAAGCUCUUUAUUGGCUCCCAAAGGGUAUUUAAAAAGCCCACAUAUCCUGCCGUAACACGCUACAACAAGAACCGCACAGAGGAGCAGGUCACCAAGAUGAAAGACAGACUCCUGCGGAAAGAAGGGAAGCUCCGCAAGAGGCUUGCAGCACACGGCAUUGAAUAUGACUUCCCUGGAUUUGCUGCCCAGGUGCCUCAGAAGAAGUCGUCCUCUGAUUCCAUGGAUACAUGUGGUGACGACACCACACCAGUGUGCACCCCCUCUGUCCUGGAGAAGAGGAAGUCCACGGCCAUCGACGAUGAUGCAGAUGAUGAAAUAGUGAUUAAGAUGCCCCCCGUAGAGAAAGAAGAGUGCUCCUCAGAAGAGGAAGAAGGCAGUGAUGAGGAUGAUGUCUCUGAGAGUGAGGAACCCAGUGAAAGGACGCAGAGUGAAAGUCUUCACUGAUUUAUUGUGGACUUGGUUUUGUGGCUGUCAGAUGCACAUCUUUGAACUGUGUUGUGGAGGCAGUGUGUCUUGUUUAAUCCGUGUAUCAUUUGUUCUUUCCAUUUUCAAUUGGCAAUCAAAAAUCAAUAAUGAAAAAUUGACUGGUUAUUUUGUUUGUUUUUUAUUAUAAUACAAAAAAUGAAAAAAAAGCUUGUUUUUCAUAUUUCAAUAUUAGGUUCUGAUAAAAUACAAAAUGGAAAAACGGGCACCAUGACUGAAUUUUAUUUUAAUGAUUGGUGGGGUUUACGUGACCCAGAAGUUUGUAUUGUUAUAUUUUACUGUACAGUCUACAUCCAAAUGCGUUUAUUAAAAAAAAUCCAUAGUGAACAGUAUCAUGCAAUUAAUCUUCUUUCCAUAUUUAUCUGGUAUUUGGCCUGGUUGUGGAACACUUUAUUCUGAAAACUGAAAACCGCACGUCGACACAAAGACAUUUUCGGCGCGACGCAAUUUGAUUAUUUCACAUGAUUAAUACUUGAUCUCCUCUCUGUGGGUAAGAGUUUUAUACUGAAAAAAGUGAUAAGGAAUGACAGUAAAGUGUUUAUCCUUCAUGUCAGCUCGCUCUGAGCAGUUUCAAUAAAUUUACCAUAAAUAUCACGAUACCGGAGCACUACAUUAUAUAUUAUUAUAUAGGGAUGGCUGGUUUGACUACGGAGAAGCGAGUCACGGCUCACUUGACCGCAGUCAAACUUCCGGGUCAUGUGAACCUGACCAAUUAAAUAUUAAAAUAAAAUUCAGUCCUGGUGCUCGUUUUUCCAUUUCGUAUGUUUGAUCUGAGCCUAAUAUCGAAAUAUGAAAAAACAAGCAUUUUUGUCAUUUUUUGUUACAAUAAAAAACAAAUUACAAAAUAACCAGUACAUUUUUCAUCAUUUGAUGUUUGAUUGCCAAUUGAAAAUGGAAAUAACGAAUGAUACACAGAUUUUGUUAGUAUGUUUUUAUUUGAGAAAGACGCACGUGUUAAAGAUUCCACUAUAAUUGUGAGUAUUCCAUUGGUGAGCCCCAUGGACGGAGCUUGUAAAAUCAUCAGUGGGCCAGAUUUAAGGGCAGUUGUGACUGGACUUCUAGCUCUGGCAAAAGUGUAUUUCAGUCUUGGCGCUGGCAGCUUUCUUUUUCCACACAGGGCAGUAAUAUUGGUACACAACAGAAGCAACAUUUUUUUUUUUUUUUUUUUUUGCUUUAUGCACACAAAGUGUAGUGAAAUUUGUACUAUCUAUGUAAGUAUGACCUUUAAGAAAUAAAUGAUGUGAGAAAGGCGCCAUCAAGCUGUCCUUUUGUGGGUGUUACUUUUCAGAAACAAGCAACUAAAAAACACUUGCAUACACACUGCCAGAGCAAUAAGCCUUUUAUUUGCUGAAGAAAUUUUGAGAAAAUAAGCUGUGUAAAUAAAAUAAAUAGAUGAAUUCCAUUUA